Bactrocera latifrons is the source of this 931-nucleotide messenger RNA. RefSeq lists its product as uncharacterized. NCBI's taxonomy places the organism in Eukaryota, Metazoa, Arthropoda, Insecta, Diptera, Tephritidae. Bases 132 to 815 code for a protein of 227 amino acids. The transcript has 2 exons. The record is from RefSeq and is a predicted model, not a curated record.
CUUGGGAAUGUCACAGUCCAAAUUGUUAGAGUAACAGCGAGCAAGGCGCCCAAAGCAAUUUAAAUUGAAAAUCAUUACUUUUUAAUUAUCGAAGUACUCGAGAAUCAACAAAGAAAGCCAACUCAUAAAAUAUGUCGCGUUCAUUGGUAUUUUCCCUACUUACCGUCCUUUUCAUCGCUAUUCAACCGCAUGCGGGCCUAACACGCCACCACAGCAGAAUACACGAACUCAACGUCGAUCAGACUUUGAUUGAUUUCUUGUUGAACACGCGCAACUUCCAGCAAAGUGAUCCGAAGCGUUCCAACGAAUGCUUCGGUUACUAUUUGCCAAAACUCACCGAUUGCUAUGAGSAAUAUGAGGAGGAAUAUUCACAAUGCUUGGAAAGUUCCGAAGAUAGACGCAAAAAAAUUGACAAAUCAACAUAUAAGCAGCGAGAGGAAAUCGAGGAUUCGAGUGAGCAUGCCUGCAAAUUGCUCGAAAACUGUGUACCCAACAAGGACUCGAUUGAUUACUUUGAGUGCUUCGAAUUGGCGAGUAAUACAAAUGAGCGUACUAUGUAUAAUGUUAACGUAAAUGCCUCCGAUAUGCUGGGUAAAGUGAGACAAGCUUAUAGCGAAUCUGAUUAUCAAGAGAAUGUUUGCCUGGUCGAUUCAAAGCGUAAAUACGAUGGAAAUAACAAAAUUAUCUAUAACAGUUUACAAAGUUGCCUAAAUGGUAAAUCUGAUGUACCAACAACAACAACAGCGGACCCAAGUCAUACAACAAAGUCAACAACGUAUACAUCUCCGGAUCCAACAACAACUGAAAAAUAUUAAUUUACACUUUCACUUUCCAAAUUAGUAGAAAUUAAUUUAUGUAUUUGYUUAGUAAAAUUUUGACAAAAUACGUGGUCUCAUUCUGCAGUAAUAAAAAUAGUAUCUAAUCGUAGAAU